This is a messenger RNA of Octopus sinensis (East Asian common octopus), 3276 nucleotides long. Its product is annotated as MAM and LDL-receptor class A domain-containing protein 2-like. The coding region runs from base 127 to 3276 and encodes 1049 amino acids. Gene Ontology annotation, cellular component: membrane. The record is from RefSeq and is a predicted model, not a curated record. The transcript has 19 exons. NCBI's taxonomy places the organism in Eukaryota, Metazoa, Mollusca, Cephalopoda, Octopoda, Octopodidae.
AAAAAAAUACUGAUACGCAACAUGAAACUUGUUUAUAUAAAGUAUUUGACUGGUUGAAUUCAACACAAAAGAUUACGUCUACUGAAAGUGACUUAAUUUUCCAGAGUCUUCGUUGAGACAACGAAGAUGAACUGGUACCCGCGUCAAAUCAGUGUCUGCCUGACUUUACUGAUAUUUGUUGCUUUGACAUCUGGAUAUGCUACUUAUAAUGGAGAUGUUGCCCUAGAAUAUUCUGGCUUAGUGAAAAUACAUUAUAAUGGCAAAUGGGGAACCAUAUGCUACAGCAGUUCUCGUGCCCGCCUCAUGGCAAGCGCAAUAUGUCGCAGUUUAGGACUCAAAUAUAAUUAUUACUCAAAAAGUUAUUCGAAAAUACCAGCCUUCAUGAAUGGGCAAACUUGCAGAGGUGAUGAGAACUCCAUAAUGGGUUGUUCUUACCCAUAUCUGUCAAGUUAUCAAUAUUGCUCCUUGAAGCUUGCGGUGAAAUGCAUGGCAAAUCCUGCUGAAUUAUAUUGCUCCUUUGAGAGCAAUAAUUGUAGCAUGGCAAUCAAUGGUACAGGUUAUGUAUGGAAACGUUCACUCCCUCCUUCCUCAAAAGAUGCAGGACCCAUAACAGAUCAUACAGCAAAAACUAGAUAUGGGAAAUAUAUGUUUGCCUCUGCAGUGGGAUUUCCUGGUCAAAAAACGGAUUUUAAAACAAAUAUCUUUUAUCCUGUGGCUAAGAGUAUUAGUUUCUACUAUUACAUGUUUGGAAAAGAUAUGGGGAAACUAAAUAUUUAUAGGGAAAACUUUUCAGGAAAAACUCUACUGAAAACUAUAUCAGGCAAUCACGGUGAUAAAUGGAAGUAUGCAUGUGUUCCUCUGACAUAUAAAUAUGGAAAACUGCAAUUCGUAUUUGAAGCUGUUCAAGGAUCCGGUUACAUGAGUGAUAUAGCUAUUGAUGAUGUGACCAUAUCAACAAACAACUGUUCAUUUUGGAAUGCUUCCUGUGAUUUUCAUGAAGACACUUGCAAUUAUGAUAUUGAUUCUAAGUAUUCAAGCUAUGGCUGGAGUUUGGACAAGUUGUUUGGACUAAGUGACCAUUCUGGUUCUGGAUACUACCUGGUAUAUAAAAGGUCUUAUUAUAGCAUAUUGAAAAGCAGUGUAACAUCACCUUUACUAGAUCUUCCAUCAGAGAAAAUCAAGGUCACGUUUUAUUACUACAUGAAAGGUAGUAGCCGUGGAGAACUACAAUUAAGAUUUGUGGAAGAUGGAGAUCAAAUGUAUGAUAAAUCAUACUUUUGGCAAGAUUCUGGAGACCAUGGAUCUCUAUGGCAAUACGGUUGUAUGGAGCUACCUACUAAUAAAAAGGGAAGAAUCAUGUUCUAUGGUAUAACAGCAAGUGGAUGGUCUGGUGGAAUGGCUCUUGAUGAUAUUCACUUUUCCAAAGGUUCCUGUCAAAUUGGGAUAACACACAACGUGUGCCACUUUAAUAACCCAAAACUCUGUAAUUACACAAUUGACUGUAUGAAUCCUAAUGAAUACACAUGGAGAAGAAAUCAGGGAAGUACUUCUUCCAGUUAUACUGGACCCAGCUCUGAUUAUUCAAAGGAUAAAUAUGGAUUCUACCUAUAUGCAGAAGCAUCGUAUGGGUCACCUAACGAUACUACACUGUUGAACUUUGAAGUUUCUAAUGUUAAAGACAAAUUUCUGGUGUUUGCUUACAAUAUGUUUGGAAAUACUGUUGGUAAUCUAGUCGUCAGAUUUAUUUAUAAAAAUUCUAUGUAUGAAGAUGUAUGGAAAAAAGAAGGAAAUCAAGGAUUAUACUGGCACAAAGAAUGUGUAUUUAUUUCCGGCGACAUAAGUAUAAUCUCAUUUAUUGGUACAAGGGGAUCCUCAUAUAGCGGUGACAUGGCAGUAGACAGAAUCUCAAUCGAAAGCAAGGGCUGCGGAGGGUCAUUUGACUGCGAUUUCCAAGAACAACUUUGCAAAUACAAAAUAUAUAGUUAUGGAUUUAGAUGGAUCAUAGAGAAAGAAUAUACAAAUUCAAGUGAUACAAAUGGCUUCUUAAAGAUUUAUUCAAGAACAAGUAGUGAAAGCUCUACAUUUCAGCUGUCCUCCCCGUAUGCAUCUGUGAUCAAUGGUACAAGUGUUAGCUUCAAAUACAAACUGACAGAUAAAGUGAAAGUUUUUGCACUAUUAGCGCGUUAUUCUUCAUCGAAUAGAUCAACCAAAUCAAACGCAUCAUCAUCAUCAUCAUAUUCAACAAAGAAACUUUGGUCUUCAUAUGGGGAGGAACAUACAGAAUUCAAAACUGCUUGUGUAGAUUUGCCAUCUUCAGAUAGUUUAUCACUGCAGUUUGAGGUGACACCAAACCCCAAUUCAUACUAUUACACACUGGUUUCCCUGGAUGACAUUGCCGUCAAUAAUGAAACCUGUAAAAUUGGUAUUACGCAUCAUUUCUGUGAAUUUAAAGAACCACAUCUUUGUGAUUAUACCGUGGAAUGUCCAGAGAAUAGUGAAUAUACAUGGCAACUACGAUCCUAUAGUCCUUAUCGGUCUGGUUCCAUACCCUAUACAAAUUCAGUCUCGUUACUUGACCAUCGGAAAUCUGUUGAAAAUGAGGAGAGCAAAAUUCAGUCGGAUGACUUGAGGAAUUGCUUGAAAAGAUUUAUGGAACUAUUUGAAGUUCUUAGUGACUUUUUAAGUGACAAGCCUGAAAUGAAGCACCUGCUAACCAUUGAUGGUAAAGCAUUUGUGAGUUAUUUAACGGAUAGCUUUGAAAAACUGAAUAUGUUAAAUAAACAACUUCAGGGAUCAAAUAAAACUCUUAUGGAUGCAAAGACGAAGAUAUUUGACUUUGUUACAUUCAUUGAGUAUCAAGAAGAACUCAUGGAAAUGCAAAAUGAUGAGUCGGUUAAAACUUUAUUCAAUAUAAAAGGAGUGAGGUCAUCCCUUUGUAAUGAGACAGAAACCAAAUACACAAAUUCAGCCAGCUUUACAAGAAAAUUGUUGUUACCAUUCCCAUCUUCAUAUUUAGCUGAAUAUGGCUUUAGUGCUAAAAACACUUAUCAGAAACAAUAUCAGAGUGAACAGCACAGGUUAUUUGCUGAAUAUUUCCUUGAUAUGAACCCACAACAGGAUAACUGUUUCGCCAUAUGUUAUAUGUAUAUAGAUUCUUCAAAAGGCAAACCUGGAGACAAGUCAGAACUUGUAUUUAAAAAGGUUCAACCUCCUACAGGCAAAAGUCUCUACUUUACAUAUUUUAUCACAGAAAACAAUGGAAACCUUAAGGUAUAG